AAAUCAAUUCUUUAUCGAUAUAGUGUUUGGGAUGUUUGGAGCGAUGGAGUCUAGUUUCACAGGCGUUUUAUUAGAGCACCUUUUAAAUGUUUUUUUUGGGGGGGUUUGAAGUUUCGAUAAAUUAUAUAUACAUGGCAGUUAAUCCAAAGAAUUGCACGUAAGGUAAUCGAGAUUUAUUUUUUUCCCAUACCAACUGAGAGAGAUUGGACACUUAGGAGAAAAGCACUGCGCAUGCGUGUAGGGUGUUGAAAAUAAGGUUGAUCUCAUGCGGAAAUGAAGUCACUUCACCGGUGUAUAAGAACUGGUAAAAGGACAUCAAAGUAUAGUUGGACGAACAGGAAUUGACUUCAUCGUUAGUAAAUUCAGAAAAUGGACUAUUCCGCAAGUCCAAGAAUUUCCAUCUGCCAUCCAUCCAGUAACGAAACUAACACCAAAGACAAGAAGAAAUUUUCGCAUAUCAGCUAUUCUGUCUUUGUUGCUGAGCAUCCUUUUGUUCUUUUCUUCGCGACUCUUCUCGUUMUCUUCAUCUGUUCUUUGUGUGAUUUUGUGCCAUUGUUCGGAGCUCCAGCCUUUCCUGAUUUCUCCACUCCAGUCAUGGGAUUUGAAGCACGUGGUACGCUCAUCAACAAGCGAUGGAGGACACGCCUAUUUCUUAGUCAUGCUGUCCAACGUGACAUGUUCUCUCCAGUCCCUCCCGUCGCGUCUCUCACCAACACCAAAGUCAUGUAUGAUGUAAUGCAAAAUUGUCCAAACUUAAAUUUUACGACAAUUAAGACCAGGAUAAGAAAGAGAGCAGAACCGAAUUGGUCAGGUGAGAAGAAAAACACAAGAAAAACACAAGGAAGUAAUGACUACACGAAGAAUGCCAAGCGUGACGCAAUUAACGCAAGGAUUUCUCGAAUGAAACGUGAUAAACCUUCUGCAUUACGUAUGUGUGACAGUCCUAAUGUGUAUAUGAAGUCACGCAUUAAUUACAAGACCAUCUAUAAAGCAGWAGAUAAUCAGAAUAUGAUGACAACUCAACGAAUAAAAGCGGUUUGUAGGAUGGAAAAUAAGGUGAUGAGAAGCUUGUCUGGAUUUGAAAAGCGUUGUUUUAAGAGAAAUAUUACUAUAUCUAAUGACAUUAAGGAGAUAUGCUGUCCAAGUUGGUCCCUUGGUAACUACAUUGCUGCGCUGAGCUGGAAACCUUCAUGUSAAGAMAUUAACGAUAGAGAUGUGACGAAAAUGACAAAAASACUCCAAAURUGCUCGGGAUUUUUUCACAAUAAAACGUUAAAAGAGAACUGUUGGGAUUAUAACAACGCCGCACCCUUCCCUUAUUGCGCAGGUAUACCUGUGGAGUGCAUUCGCUACAACGCCGUGUUUAAUAUUUUAUAUUAUCUAACGGACAGAAAUUUUUACGGUUCGAAUAACGAUAGCAAGUUAACGUAYUCUCUUGUGCUMACACCAAGAUUGKCAGACAMGACGUACUCUACCAUGAUAUACAACAAGUACAUCAAGAACAAAGUUGUUGUUGACGAUUCUGUCAAACUAGUUGGGUCAGAYUUUUUCUACUUSAAGUUUUUCAUGUUCAACAAGAAUUUGCUUGGGGAUUUAAUCUAUCCGUCCAUUGCUUURAUGGUGAUUUURACAAUAAUGUGGUUCUACACYGAAUCGCUUCUCUUAACCUCUCUUCUAUCCGUCUCUGUGUUAAGUGCGUUAAUUUUGGCCUACUUUGUUUACAUGAUUGUACUUCGACUGGACUUUUUUCCUUUCCUCAAUGUUACAACGCUUAUCUUCUUGGUUGGAAUUGGCGCAGACGACGCCUUCGUUUACACUGAUGUUUGGCGUCAAGCAAAGAGGGAGUGCCCAGGAGGAUCCAUUACUCAAAUCACGUCUUAUACUCUGAAACACGCGUCUCUAUCGAUGUUUGUAACAAGCUUAACGACAUCGGCAGCSUUCAUCGCGAACUUCACGUCAGAAAUCACGACAAUUAAGCUGUUUGGUUUGUACGCAGGYGUAGCAAUACUGGCCAAGUUUUCYCUGAUGGUCACGUGGUUUCCCGCUGUAUGCGUCAUCAAUGAAUUAUACUGCUCAAAGAACGUYUGUAGUUYRACUUCUGGACAGAACUGKCUCACCAAGUGUCGAAYAAGCUACGAGAAAACGUUCACAAGAUUGACGCGUUAUGUUUUUGAUGAUUUUCUUCCUAAGCUUGUGAUACGCUUCAAGUACUUUUGGAUUGUUUUGUUUUCUGUUCUUACUGGAUUUGGUCUCUUUGUUUUGCUCGGUUAUCCUGGUUUCCAGCUUCCCACGUCAUCGGAUUUUCAAGUUUUUACUGCGUCACAUCCGCUUGAGACGUACGACCUCUACUUGAAGGACAACUUCCGGUUUGAAUUGAGUCCGUCCCAGGACAGCGCAACUUUUCCAAUCGAUUUGUUCUGGGGGAUUGAGCCUGAGGAUUAUGGUGAUCAACUAAACCCGUACAGUUAUGGAAAGUUUGGCUGGGAUCCUAAGUUUGACGUCGUUAGCCCAGAAUCACAGAAAUGGCUGCUGGGUUUUUGCAAGAGAAUGAGAAAACAAGACUUUUACGCCGAGAAACUCGGAGCAGAAGAAAAGUGUUUUAUUGAAGUUUACUACAACCAGUCUUGCAACGACGUCCUUGUACCAGAACUGUGCAAUUACCCUUGUUGUAACAACAUGACUUUCCCGUUUUCUAAGAAUGUKUUAAACUAUUGCGCAAUAUCGAGUGCAUACCGAAGUARGACAUURAGAUACAAAGUCAAGCACUCGACUAUCGGGAACUUUAUUUACAAUCCCGCSGGACAGCUUAUUGGAAUUUGGAUCAGAAUACGAAGCAAYGUSAGACUSUCGAGAGCCUACGAGCCUGCGCGCAAGUUUUGGAAUCGCAUUGAAUCAUGGGUUAAGAGUGAAAUGAGCACUGCCCCACCAGGACUGAGAAGGGGAUGGUUUAUAAGUGAUUUAGAGUUCUACAAUCUACAACAAAGCCUCUCUCGUGGAACGUUAUUCUCAUUAAGCGUUUCUAUUGUAACAACUUUUGGGGUSAUGGUGCUGACCACAAGGAACGUGUUUGUCAGUUUUUACGCAAUUCUGACUAUUAUUGGAAUCAUAUCCGUGACAAUCGGCUCUCUGGUUCUUAGUGGGUGGAAGCUGAAUAUAUUAGAGUCYAUWACCAUGUCUGUAGCAGUUGGAGUUUCUAUUGAUUUCUCCAUGCACUUUGGAGUGGCCUACUGCUUGGCACCAGAUAAGCACUGCCGCGAGUCWCGCGUGCGUUACUCRYUGUCACGCAUGGGUUCAGCUAUAUCCAUGGCAGCUGUCACGACAUUCUUAGCAGGGGCGUUCAUGAUGCCAUCRUAUGUCUUGUCYUACAUACAAAUGGGUCAGUUCUUAAUGCUAGUCAUGACUGUCAGCUGGUUCUUCUCUGUGUUCUAUUUYCAGUCCCUAUGCGCCUUUAUCGGGCCGCAGGGCAACAUGGGAUCGCUAGAAUUCAAGCGRMUKUGUUGYAAAAACAAACCAACAAAGAAUGAAGRAUUGCCACAACCCAAACCUUGGGACUUGCAAAGCAUGGAYGAGAAAGAAACAGAGUUUGAUAACAUCGAGGAAAAUGAAACAGAUCGUGUGUAAGAUAGUUUAGUCACAGWCCUCUUGUAAUGGAAAUAUUUUCCAGAAUGUUUCCAGAUAAAGUCCAAGCCACAAGAUUUAACAAAGAUACACCUAUGUUACGUACAUU
Molecule: messenger RNA, 3727 nt
Organism: Exaiptasia diaphana
Lineage: Eukaryota; Metazoa; Cnidaria; Anthozoa; Actiniaria; Aiptasiidae
Product: protein dispatched homolog 1
Exons: 6
Coding region: 370-3621 (1083 amino acids)
Cellular component (GO): membrane
Source: RefSeq, a predicted model, not a curated record